This is a messenger RNA of Chanos chanos (milkfish), 1080 nucleotides long. RefSeq names its product peripherin 2-like b (gene prph2lb). The transcript has 3 exons. Lineage: Eukaryota; Metazoa; Chordata; Actinopteri; Gonorynchiformes; Chanidae. Gene Ontology annotation, biological process: visual perception. Gene Ontology annotation, cellular component: plasma membrane. Bases 1 to 1080 code for a protein of 359 amino acids. The record is from RefSeq and is a predicted model, not a curated record.
AUGGCCGUCUUAAAAGUGACUUUCACAAAGACUAAGAGGGGCAAGCUCGCCCAGGUGCUAUGGGUUCUCAACUGGGUUUCUGUGGUGACGGGCGUCACCCUCUUCAGCCUGGGUCUUUUCCUCAAGGUGGAGAUCCUGAAGCGGCGAGAGCUGAUGUCAGAUGACAUACACUCGGUGCCCAACAUGCUCAUUGGUGUCGGCCUGGCUGCCUGUGGGAUCAACUUCCUGGGUGGCAAGAUCUGCUAUGACUGUGUGGAUACAACCAAGUUUCUACGCUGGAAGCUGGUGAUGCUGCCCUACAUCAUCUGCACAUUCUUCUUUACUUUCUGUAUACUGGUGGGGGCACUAAUGUGUUACAGCAUGCACAAAGAGCUGGAGGAGUCACUCUUCCUGGGAUUGCGUGAUGCCAUGCGUUACUACAAGGACACGGACACACCAGGUCGGUGCUACAUCAAACGCUCUGUGGACCUGCUGCAGAUCCAGUUUCAGUGCUGUGGUAAUAGUGGUUACCAUGACUGGUUUCAGAUACAGUGGAUCAGUAACCGCUAUCUGGAUAUGACUCGCGGAGAGAUAGCGGACCGUUUGCGGAGCAACGUGGAGGGGAAGUACCUUGCUGACAGCGUACCCUUCAGUUGUUGUAACCUCUACUCACCCCGACCUUGUAUCCAGCACCAAGUCACCAAUAACUCGGCUCAUUAUAACUAUGACCACAAGUCGGAGGAGCUAAACCUGAACACGCGGGGCUGCCGUCAGGCUCUGUUGGACUACUACACACAGAUCAUGCAGUCCAUCGGCUUCAUCGUACUCAUCAUCUGGCUGUUUGAGCUGUCAGUAUUAACAGGGGUGCGUUACCUGCAGACCUCCAUGGAGAAUGUGCUGAGGCUUGGAGACCCUGAUUCAGAGUCUGAUGGCUGGCUCUUGGAGAACAGCAUUGCCGAAACCGCUCGCUACAACUUCAACAUCAUUAAGAACCUGGGCAAGUGCUACCAGGUGGACGAUGACCCAAACAUUGAUGUUCCAACAACCUCCCAGAGUGCACAGGGCAAUGUACCAACUGGAAAACUCCCUAUGGCAAGCUAA